This is a messenger RNA of Polyodon spathula (Mississippi paddlefish), 4377 nucleotides long. RefSeq names its product UDP-Gal:betaGlcNAc beta 1,4- galactosyltransferase, polypeptide 5 (gene b4galt5). The record is from RefSeq and is a predicted model, not a curated record. Gene Ontology annotation, molecular function: UDP-galactose:glucosylceramide beta-1,4-galactosyltransferase activity. NCBI's taxonomy places the organism in Eukaryota, Metazoa, Chordata, Actinopteri, Acipenseriformes, Polyodontidae. The transcript has 9 exons. Gene Ontology annotation, biological process: carbohydrate metabolic process; glycoprotein biosynthetic process. Bases 294 to 1433 code for a protein of 379 amino acids.
AAUGAUCUGUCUGACGAAACGGCUGCGGAACGUCUGUACUGUAGUUGUAAUUUUAAUAAGCUAUUAUUAAUAUUAUUCACUUCUGCCGUUUCUAAAGGAAUACGAUCCGUCGUUCGAAGAUUUAAAUUUUAAGGUUUUAUUUUGAUACCUGUGUGUAUGGUCUGAGGGUCCUUACUUCCUCAAUCAGUCGGUAGCCGGCUAUAUUACUGAGUAGUUUUUACUGCAGUUGUAUAUAUGCUACAUAAUUAUUAUUUUUUUAUUUUGUAGAUAGCUGUUUUUUAUUUAUCUGUAUAAUGCGGACUCAUUUUCGAUUACCGAAACGGUCGUUAAUUGCUCUUUUAUUCCUGUUUUCGCUCUCAACCUCUGCAAUGUAUUUCAUAUAUUCAGCACCUGGGACCGUAAACGAGUAUCUGUUCAUGGUGCAAGCACAGAGCAUCCAGUUCCGGAAGAACGUACGGACGAUUGGAGCCCAGGUUUACGAGCAGGUGGUGCGAGGAGCCUACAGCAAUGGCACAGAUUAUCCUUUUGAGUUUAACCUCAGCGAGCCCUAUGUCCAAACCACCACAUUCCUACCUGAAGGCUUUACUUACCUGCCCAAUGAAACCUGUCCUGAGAAACUUCCCUCAAUGAAGGGGCCAGUGGACAUCAAUAUGAGUGAGAUCUCGAUGGGUGACGUCGAGCAGUCAUUGAUGGGGGACUCUGGUAUCAUGCUAGGGGGACACUGGAAACCCCAGGACUGUGUUCCCCGCUGGAAGGUGGCAAUCCUGGUGCCAUUCCGGAAUCGACACGAACAUCUUCCCGUACUCUUCCGACAUCUCAUCCCAGCACUCCAGAGACAGCGGCUGCACUUUGCCUUCUACGUCAUUGAGCAGGCUGGGACUCAUACCUUCAACCGAGCCAUGCUGUUCAACGUUGGCUUCCUGGAAGCCAUGAAGGAUCUGGACUGGGACUGUGUCAUCUUCCACGACGUGGACCACAUCCUGGAGAACGACCGGAACUACUACGGCUGCGGGGACAUGCCACGACACUUCGCAGUCAAGCUCAACAAGUACUCCUACCUGCUGCCGUAUGAAGAGUUUUUCGGGGGAGUCAGUGGGUUGACGGUGGAGCAGUAUCGGAAAGUCAAUGGCUUCCCCAAUGCAUUCUGGGGUUGGGGUGGAGAGGAUGAUGACCUCUGGAACAGGGUGCAGAAUGCCGGGUACAACGUGAGCCGACCGCAAGGGGAGAUCGGCAGAUACAUGUCCAUCCCUCACCAUCACAGAGGGGAGGUGCAGUUCCUGGGCAGGUACACACUGCUGCGACACUCCAAAGAGAGGCAGAGCCUGGACGGACUCAACAACCUGAAGUAUCUCCCUCAGGUGACAAGGAAGCCCUUGUACUCCAACAUUACCAUCAACUUGACACCAGAGCUGGCUCCUGUCAGCGACUACUGAGCAAGACUCGCAAUGAACAGUGUGUCCACUAGCACAAACACAAACACAAACGCACAGACACAAGCACUCCGGCAACAAAGAACAUUCAAAUCACAUAGACACACACAGGUGUUCCCCAGCUGUUCCAAACUCCACAUACUCGCACGCAGUCCAGACGCGCGAAAAUACAGAGUUUCCGUAUUCAUUUCAGCUCAUACAUGCGUUUAUAUUCACAUGGAUGGCGGCAGCAGGUUUGCAAAGCUGUAGUUCCAUCUCUGGUGGGACUGAUAAGCUUACUAGACCACCGUCUUCAAGACAUUUCACUGUACUGUGUAGGAGAGCAAACAUUUGAUAAGAUUAAAAAAUCACGUCCACAGUUUGGCCUAGGCAGCCGGUUCUGCUCUAGAGCUAUAGAUAAGGAUUUAAAAUAAUAAAAAGAAAAGUCUUGCUGUACACUAAAUAGAAACAGCCCAUUUUGAAGGAUGAACUCAAUGGCCUGUUAAACAUCGUCAAGUAGGAAUACGUGCACAGAGAUUUGGAAUGGCAACAGAUUUAAAAAGUCCCUGUUUUAUAAGAUGUUCGUUAUCUAUCAAAAAGAGCUAUAGUGAAAGUGGGAUGUUAAUCAACAUCCUACAUAAGCCCCUUUCAUAAGCGAUGGCAAGGCACCCUGUGUUUGUAUUUGGUGAAAUCGGUAUGCCAGUCUCCCUUACUCUACACAGAGCAACCCUGCUGAGAAUUAGAACACGCCGUGGAUUAGAGCUACAAGUCUACCUCCAAAUUGUGACAAGCCCAGCUCUGACUGAAUGACCUAUCUGUUAGCCAGCUGGAUAUCUCUCACUAUCCGUUAACAGAGCUAUUGCCACGCCUAUCAUUCAAAUGUGAUGUAACUCACUCCUGCAGUUGUGACUGUAACUCUGUAACAAAGUUGUACAUCCUAAUGCUAUAUGACUACUUGAAUUUAACUGUUUAACAAAACAUUAUUUCAGCCGACAAGAACAAGGUCAGUUAUUCCUUGAAAUGACGUUGGUCUUUAAAUGAACGUGGUCUUUAACACAGCCCCAACCCCAGAGCUGCGAAUCUUGUUCAGAUUCUCACCUCGACAUAUUUGCAUACCAAUUAAAGGCUGGCCUGGAAAGUACACCAUCUUGGAAGAGAGUGAUAUUCACAACAUGUUGUCUGGAGCUGGGAGUCAGGGCAUCUCAACGCUAUCAUCUGGAGCGAGAUUGAUUCCACUCGGAGGCAGUGAAAUAUCACCAGGAAGACUUAUCUCUCUCUAGUGUGCCAAACCUGAGCCUCCCCCUUCCUCACCCUCUUUACUUCAUCCAAAUCAUAGUAUUUACGCUAUUAGGAACAGAAAAAUAACUCUGUUAUCUGGUGGAUCAGAAAUCUUUCGAUUUGUUUCAUCGUUGUGCUAUUGCUUUUACAGCAGCCAUCCCCAAAUGUUUGCUCUUCAGUUAAAGUUUAAGUAACUAAGUGUCGGAUAUAAUGCCUUCUGUGGCUGCUGUGGUGUAAUAGUUUGUUCCUUGAUGAUGUACGUCUAUCAGAUUGGUCAUUGACAAUCUGAUAUAUAAGCAAUUUGAUAGUGACUCGGUCUUGCAUUUUCAAACACCAAGGAAGUAAGCUUUCUUUCAGAUCUGUGUUUAUUGAUAUUGACUAAAAACACUUCAAGCUUUAUUUUGUCUCGUAUCUAUGACCCUACAUUUCAGAGGUGGGCAUGAGUGGGGCAGUUCCUGUCCAGCUUGCAUGUAAUUUGAAGGGAGAGAGAAGAGACUAAAGAAAGCAGGGCGUUCUGUUGGCUUCAGGCAUACAGGGGAAGGAUUAAAUGGUUCUCCACAGACAACCACUGGGAGUUGAUUAACACUUUCAAUGUGUAAUUAAGACUCUUGGACUGGACUUUUUUGGCCCCCCAUGAUUUGAUUAACUACUGUGUUAUCGUAUUGCCAGUGGCUUGUCGUCAGAAUAAAUCACUGGAAAAGGCAGCUCCCAAAGAGGACUUCUGCAGUGCUAAUAGGCAGCUAUUGCUUCUUAAGGGAUUGAUUUGCUCCAAAUGUAAUGCAAUGGCGGGGGGGGGAUAGGUGACUAAGAUUGCAAUGAAACUUGGUAAUUGUGUGCCAGUGUUUAAAGGUUUUAGAAUGAUACUGUGAAUCUUUUUAACUAGCUACAAUGGGGGAUAAAAGAGUGUGUGGGUACUGUGGCCCUGGAACUGCACAUUUAUAACUUGGUGCUAUAUAGAGCCCUAUAUACAGCAGUUACGUCCCAUAUACAAUCCACAAAAAAGUGACACGUCAUUCUAAUACCUUUUGAUUUUGACGUUGACUCAAAUAAUGGCAUUGAAUCUUUAAAAAAUAAAAACAUGCAAAAAAAAAGUGUUAUCUUUUAAAAACCUUGAUUUUGGGAUGUUUACAUUGAAAAAUCAGCUGUUUUAUUUUUUUGUUUUGUUUAGUUUUUUUUUGUACAUUUGCUUUUUUAAUGACGCUGUAUGGAUGAGGCUGGCCUCUGUAUUUGUUGUGAUUUGACAUUAUUUAGCAGUCCUAGUAAAUCUACAAUGGGUUUGUGACCUGAGAUGGGCAUGUUGCCUCCAGCGCUCAGUCCUGGGCACUGGGCAGAUAUACUGGUUUGGUGCUAGUCCUGUAAGGUCAUUCCAGUUCAAUUCUGUCCCAGGACUGGAGACCAUUUUGUAUGACGGCACUUUAUUGCCUGACUAAAAUGAGUUCUGUUGGGUCUCAGCACUGUUUAGAUGACAGGGACCAUGGAGUAGAAGUGCCCAUCUCAGAAUGGCACCUGUUUGGUCAAUUUAAGCCUAUAAGGGCCAUGGGGAAUAAUCAUACUAAUCUGGAUGAGGGGACAGUAUCUACCUUGCUGCCCCUGAAAGAUUGGGCGCUUUCCAUGUUAAUUGUAUUUUUAUUUAAAAGUUUUAUGUGUUUUUUUUUUUUAUUAUUAUUUUUUAAUAAAAUUAAUAAAUAAA